Messenger RNA from Seriola dumerili (greater amberjack), 2887 nucleotides. RefSeq names its product calsyntenin-2-like (gene clstn2a). Bases 34 to 2877 code for a protein of 947 amino acids. The transcript has 18 exons. Gene Ontology annotation, biological process: positive regulation of synaptic transmission; homophilic cell-cell adhesion; positive regulation of synapse assembly. NCBI's taxonomy places the organism in Eukaryota, Metazoa, Chordata, Actinopteri, Carangiformes, Carangidae. Gene Ontology annotation, cellular component: postsynaptic membrane; cell surface. The record is from RefSeq and is a predicted model, not a curated record. Gene Ontology annotation, molecular function: X11-like protein binding; calcium ion binding; amyloid-beta binding.
ACGGGAGGACAUCACCCACAAAGCUCGACCACCAUGCAGACACUCGGGGUCCCUUUUUUGCUGUUUUGGCUUAUCUGGGGCCACUCCUGCGCUCUCGGCGGAAAAGUGAACAAGCACAAGCCGUGGAUAGAGACAUCGUACCACGGUGUGAUCACAGAGAACAUGGACACUGUGCUGCUGGACCCUCCUCUGGUGGCUCUAGACAAGGAUGCCCCGGUGCCCUAUGCUGGGGAGAUUUGUGCCUUCAAGAUCUAUGGUCAGGAUGUUCCAUUCGAGGCGGUGGUGCUGAAUCGCACAUCGGGAGAGGGAGUCCUGAGGGCCAGUAGCUCUGUGGAUUGUGAGAUCCAGAAAGAGUACACCUUUAUAAUCCAGGCCUACGACUGUGGGGCCGGACCCAGCGGUGCUGACUGGAAGAAAUCCCACAAGGCGGUGGUUCACAUCCAGGUAGAUGACGUUAAUGAGUUCUCGCCUGUGUUUCGGGAGCCACUGUACAAGGCGUCAGUAAUAGAGGGCAAGAUCUACGACAGCAUUCUGCAGGUGGAAGCAUGGGACCAGGACUGUUCACCACAAUACAGCCAGAUCUGCAACUAUGAAAUUGUCACUGCAGGGACGCCAUUUGCCAUAGACCGCAAUGGUAACAUCAGAAAUACAGAGCGACUGAGCUAUGACAAGCAGCAGAGCUACAAGAUUAUGGUGACGGCCUUUGACUGUGGUCAGAAGAGAGCAAAGGAGGAUGUGGCUGUGCAUAUUGAUGUCAAGCCUAUUUGCAAACCUGGAUGGCAAGGUUGGAACAAGCGUGUGGACUAUGAGCCAGGGACUGGGAGCAAGCAGCUGUUCCCCAAGAUGCACUUGGAGACCUGUGGCGGUCCCCUGUCUGGCGUGAGGGCGAUGGUGGAGCUGCAGACCAACCACAUCGGGAAGGGCUGCGACCGUGAAACGUACUCUGAAAAGUCUCUGCAAAAACUCUGUGGUGCGGCAUCGGGCAGCACCGACCUCCUUCCUGCCCCCAGCCCUUCCACAAACUGGACGGCGUCUCUGCUGACUGACAGCGGGCGAGACAGCGACCUCAUCUACAGAUUCGACGGGCGUCAGGCUGCCAAUGUUCCAGAUCACGUGGUGCCCCAAAACCUGACAGACCAGUUCACCGUGGCAACCUGGAUGAAACACGGGCCCAGUCCAGGACUCAGAGCUGAGAAGGAAACCUUACUUUGUAACUCUGACAAGACCGAGAUGAACCGCCACCAUUACUCUCUGUACGUCCACAACUGCCGCCUGGUGUUCCUGCUCAGAAGAGAUUUCACUCAGGUCGACACUUUCAGACCUGCCGAGUUCCACUGGAAACUGGAGCAGAUCUGUGACAAGGAAUGGCACUAUUAUGUGAUCAACGUAGAAUUUCCUGCAGUGACACUAUUUGUGGAUGGUGUGACCUAUGAACCCUACCUGGUGACGGAUGACUGGCCGAUCCACACCUCAAAGAUUGAUACGCAGCUGACUGUGGGUGCCUGCUGGCAAGGUGGUGAGGUAGCGACCCCGAGGUUCACCCAGUAUUUCCAUGGCAGCCUGUCAGGUCUGACAAUCCGACCAGGCCGCAUUGAAACCCAGAAGGUUAUCUCCUGUUUGCAGGCCUGUAAAGAAGGCCUUGAUAUUAACUCCCUUGAAAGCCUAGCUAAGGACAUCAAGUUCCAUUUUAACCCUGCCCAGUCUGUGCUGGUGGUUGAAGGAGAGGAUGUGGACAGCAUCAACACAGCCAUGACCAAGGUCUCCUACAUCAACUCUCGCCAGUUCCCCACACCAGGCCUCCGACGGCUACACAUCACCACCACAGUGCAGUGUUUCGGGGAGGACACGUGUCUUUCCAUCCCAGACAUCAAGGCAGUCGUUAUGGUGCUGCCGCCCAGUGAACCGAGAAUCACAAUUACAGGAUCUAAUCGACUCGUCAGGCCUGCCAGUGACCUGCAGGGCCCGCUGGGUGUGGCACCCUUCAAAGAGCUUCACAUCACCAGCACCGUAAUGAAGGGGGACAGCUUCGGUGGAUUCCACAGGCCAGGUGUGAUGGAGGUGAUGCAUAACCUGGACUACUGUGACAUCCUGGUAAUUGGAGAGGAACUGAAUCCUGAGAGAGAGAGUCUGGAGAUUCAUCACAAUGCUUUGUUGGGAAAACACCUGGAUGCCACCAACUCCACCUCUGGAAUUUCAAUAUAUGGUGUGGACUCCAUGGCCCACUAUGAGCAGGCACUGAGACAGGUGCGCUACAAGAACUGGCGACCCGCCACCCUGAGUGAUAGAAGGUUCAGACUCACCUGCUCUGAGCUUAACGGACGUUACACAAGCAACGAGUUCAAUUUGGAGGUCAGUGUUCUUCACCACUCAGCGCCUGUGGAGCAUGUCAAUCAUAUGGCAGCCCAGUCCCAGUACAUGAGACCUGUCCAUCACCCACUCAUGAUACACACUUUCAACUCGCACAUGUCAGGCACAGCACCUCCAGCAGCCACAGUAGUUAUCGUGGUUUGUAUUGCCGCCCUGGUUGUGAUUGUGGUGAUCGGUGUGUACAGGAUCCACACCACACAUCAGGAGGGGUCCAGAGAGGAUGAGGACGAGGUGAAGGACCCUGAGGUGGACUGGGACAACUCUGCUCUCACCAUUACCGUCAACCCCAUGGAGAACAUAAAAGGAGCUCAGGCGCUGGAUGGAGGGGUAAAAGAAGAGAACCGGGAGGAGGAGGAAGACGAAGAGGAUGAAGAACAGGUGGGAGGAAUGACAAGUGCUGAGUCAGACAACAGUGAUGAAGAUGAGGAAGAAGAAGAGGAGAGAGAAGAGGUGAAGAAGAGGAAGCAGAGGGGAAAACUUGAGUGGGACAGUUCCUCCAUAACAUACUGAUGACACACAU